Physella acuta is the source of this 1779-nucleotide messenger RNA. RefSeq names its product mitochondrial sodium/calcium exchanger protein. Gene Ontology annotation, biological process: monoatomic cation transport; intracellular calcium ion homeostasis; transmembrane transport. Gene Ontology annotation, cellular component: membrane. NCBI's taxonomy places the organism in Eukaryota, Metazoa, Mollusca, Gastropoda, Physidae. The record is from RefSeq and is a predicted model, not a curated record. Gene Ontology annotation, molecular function: calcium:sodium antiporter activity.
AUGUCAGACUCUGAUCUUGAUUGCAACCAGCUCCACCACAUCCCAAAUCUGACGGAUGUUUGUGGGUUUGUCAAAAGUACAGACUCGUGUCAGAUAGAUGAAGGCUUUGUCAACUACAUACAGUUUCUCUACUGCACUCUCUCUGCCAUCCCAGUCUGGGCCGCUUGUAUUGUUAUUGGCAUUUGGUGGCUAUUUCUGUUUUGUGGAUUGGCUACAACAGCUGAUGAAUUCUUCUGUCCUUCUCUGGCUGUGAUCUCCCAAAGUUUGAAGCUCAGCCACAACGUUGCAGGUGUAACCUUUUUGGCCUUUGGUAAUGGUGCACCUGACAUCUUCUCUGCUAUAGCGGCCAUUGGUAAUGCCAAGUCAGGGGAUGCUGGGAUGGCGGUGGGAGCGCUGUUUGGGGCUGGUGUGUUUGUGACAGCUGUAGUGGCUGGUUCCAUCGCCAUCAUCCACCCCUUCCACUGCAUGCACCGCCCCUUCCUGCGUGAUGUCAUCUUCUACCUGGCCGCCUGCUUCUGGGUCUGGUGUGUUCUCUGGAAGAAGCAGAUCACACAACUGGAGGCAGCAGGAUUCAUCAUUUUGUAUGUUGUUUAUGUAUUGGUUGUGAUUGUUGGGCGCUAUAUCAACCAGAAAAUAAAAAAUAAACGGCAAGGAUUUUUUUCAGAAACUGACACUGGCAUACAGGGCGAGGCAGACGUCAGACAGCCGCUGUUACCCCCAUCUGUGGGGGGUGGCCCUGAGGUAGAGAUAGAAGCCCCACCCCUAGAGAUGACCCACAGGCCCAGCUACCACACCAAGCACAUGUUGACUGACUUCAUGUACGAGGUCAACCCUAUCGAUGUCAGCUCGUGGCAUGAGAAAAAGUUGCUGGGAAAAAUCUACGAAAUUUUCAAGAGCCCCCUGGUGCUGGUGCUCAAGCUGACCAUCCCCGUGGUUGAUGAAGCCAGAGAGAUGUCCAGCCCGGAGGAGAGGAGGGAGGAGAGGAGGGAGGAUGACCUGAGGAACUGGAACAAGCUGCUUAACUCCCUCCAUGUUUUCACAGGGCCAGUCUUUACAGCCUUUGCUACAGGAGUUGGCUUGAUGAGGUUGGGCAAUGUGUUUCCUGUGUACGCACUGGUCAUGAUCAUUACGUCCAUACUCGCUGUCAUUGUAUUCUUCACAUCUGACAGAGACAAGAGACCCAUCUACCACACAGGCUUUGCAUACCUUGGCUUCUUUGUUGCCGUGGUCUGGAUCUACUCCAUAGCUAACGAGAUCGUCAACAUACUACAGGCCCUUGGUGUUGCUAUUGAUUUGUCUGAUGCCAUUCUUGGCUUGACUUUGUUGGCGUGGGGAAACAGCAUUGGUGAUUUUGUGGCUGAUACGACCAUGGCUAGACAAGGCUUCCCUCGAAUGGGCAUCUCAGCUUGCUUUGGGGGACCUUUAUUUAAUAUGUUGCUGGGUUUAGGCAUUCCAUUCUCCAUUGCCUGUUUUAAGAAUAGAGGAACUUUUGAUCUCAAGGUCAACCUGGAGCAGAUGACCUUGGCCGCUGGUCUAGGCUUCUCUUUGGUCUCGUCUUUCAUCAUUGUCCCCCUGUUUGGCUUCAAGAUGUCCAGACCUUACGGCAUCUACCUCCUCGUGUUGUACGCUGCCUUUCUUGUUAUUGCUAUUUUAAUUGAGGUCAACGUCAUCCAAAAUUUUGAUUUGUAGACCAGCUCAGUCAAUCAAAAAAUUUGAUGUGUAGACCAGCUCAGUCAAUCAAAAAAUUUGAUGUGUAGACCAGCUCAGUCAAUCAAAAAA